AUGGAACCGGGGAGGCAGCGUGAGAAUCCUCCCGGUUCUGGAGCCCCCGAGGCCGCGGGCUGGAGGGAGCAAGGUUCGCCCGCAGAGGCUCAGGAGGCGGGCGGGGCGCUGAAGGAGCGCCGCGGAGACCGGCGCACCGGCCAGCCCGAGACUGGAGCUAACGAGACCGGGAGCAUGGACAAGGAUGGGGCUGAAGACGACGAGGAGGACGAGCAGUACGAAGAAGAAGAGCUAGAUCCCAGAAUCCAGGAAGAGCUGGAACAUCUGAACCAGGCCAGUGAUGAGAUAAACAGACUGGAGCUGCAGCUGGAUGAGGCGCGAUCCAGCUACCGGAGAAUCCUCACAGACUCGGCACGCAAACUCAACGCUCAGGGCUCACAACUGGGUGCCUGCAUAGAGAAAGCCAGACCAUACUACGAAGCCCGUAGACUGGCUAAAGAGGCCCAGCAGGAGACUCAGAAAGCUGCCCUGCGCUACGAGAGGGCCGUCUCCAUGCAUACAGCUGCCAGGGAAAUGGUGUAUGUGGCUGAGCAGGGCCUUCUGGCCGACAGGAACACACUGGACCCUACCUGGCAGGAGAUGCUCAACCACGCAACAGCCAAGGUGAACGAGGCGGAGGAGGAACGUCUGAGGAGCGAGAGAGAGCACCAGCGGGUCACUCAGCUGUGCCAGGAGGCUGAAGCUCGAGUGCAGACUCUGCAAAAAGCCCUCAAGAGGGUCAUCCUGAAAUCCAAACCAUACUUUGAGCUCAAGGCCCAGUUCAACCACAUUCUUGAGGAGCACAAGUCCAAAGUGGUCCAGCUGGAGGAGCGCGUGGCGAAGGUGAAGACCCGUUACUCCGUUGCCCUGCGCAACCUGGAGCAGAUCAGCGAGCAGAUCCAUGCUCAGAGGGGCCGCAUCCGAGCAGCCAGGAAGCGCAACAGGGCUCGCGGGGGGCGGAGCUCUCCUGUAGGGGCGGAGUCAGAGGGUGUCAUUCAGGCCAGGGCUUAUGGGGGGCUGGGGUCGAGUCUGAUGGAUAACGACUGGGCGGAUCAGGAGAAAACGAGGCAGUGGGUGGAGAAGCACAGGGAACAGGGGUGGGGUCAGAGGGAAAGGGCCGAGAGGGCGGGGUCAGACUCCAUGUCAGUCAUCAGCCUGCAGACCAUUGCCUCGGACCUGGAGAAAUGUGACUCAGUGGAGCAUCUGGGCGACCUGAGCGACGUUGGGAGUCUAAUCGGGGAAGAGAGAGACACAGAGAGCGAGAGAGCUGUCAGGGCUGGGGAGAAAGGGGUGGAGAAAGAAGGAACAAAUGCAGCCGUGCAGGAAAAGGAAGCAGAAAGGGGGGCGACCGGGACUGACCGGCAGCAGAGGGACAGGGAAAGUUUCGUUAAGCAGCACCACAGGAGUGUUAGCUUGUGAGAAUUGACAUGAGAACGCACCUUAAAACAGGGGUGUCAAACUCAGAUCCUGGAGCUUCCUGCAAAGAUGAGUGUUUUGCCUCUUCUAACGUGCAGAAUCCAACUCAUAAAGGCCUUCGUCUUGGAUUGAAAAACUGCAGGCUUAUUAUUACUUAAUUAUUAACAUUAAGACCUGUUAUUCAUUAACUAUUAAUGAUUUGGUAACUGCAAUGAAGUUAAUCUGUAAGGUAUGUAGUUUAAGGAAUAUUUUGGCAAAAUAUUUGAAAUUUGCAUAAUUUUCACUUGCCUCGAAUCAGUCGAUCAGCCAAUACAUAUUCAUUGUUCAAAUAUUGCUCCUUCAGCUUAGAAAUGAAGCUGCAAGGCUACUGUUGCUAACAAACGACAGGAGUAUACAACGUUUUGGUCAUUUUAAUAGUUCACAGUAAGUCAUACAGGCCCAGAUGUACAGGCGCAGUGCAAAAUGUGCCAUAAUGUGUGUCCACAUUGUGUCCACAGUGUGUCUGAGUUAAAACAUUUAGUUAAAAGACUGCAGCUCACCUGCCUUCCCACUAGACGCUGUGAUAUUGUGAAACACCUGUGUGCGUAUUGUGGCCGUAUCACACCAUAGUUUCCUCUGCAUCUUCUCACAUAAGUAGGGGCAAAAAAAAUCAAAUAUCACAGUACUUGAAGACAUUUUCACAAAACAGGAGAUGUCAUAAUAUUUAGUUUUUCUCAGGUUUAAUAUGUUGGAACAGACAAAAUACCAGUACUGUCACAUUUUUAAAAAUGCUGUAUAAAACUAUUAAUGCAAUGAGAUUUGUUCAUGGCACUGCACUACAUUCAGUUAAAAAGGACUAAUUAUGCCCUCUUUAUAAUGAAACAGCAUUUUAGUCCACAACCUCUUUUAGUCCACAAAAUCACAGAAGCGUAGAGUGAUGUGGUUUAUCAUAGUAAUGAUAAUAUCAUCAUAAAAUCUGACAUAAAACCAGCUGCCUCGAGUUGCUCAGACUUUGGUGAAUUGAGCAAAUAUGUAAUCAGCUGCACUUCCACCCACUUUUUGCAUGAUCCUCUCCCAUUUUGCACGGCCAUCUUUCAAAUGCAUGUGGAAGAGGUGGAGUUUUUCAUGCACACAGUCCAUAAAAUGCAUGUUUAUGCUCAGGCAAAAUGUGUCGGAGUUUCGUCUAAAACUGCUCCAGACAACUCAGUACAUUAUGACUGUCUACUCUUAAUGUGCUGAGCUGUUAGCUUUAGAUAUUUAAACCACAAUGACAAAUCUGCACAACCUAAAUGAAGACCUGGAUGUGGUUUGACUGGGUUGAGAGAAGUUUUGGGGAUCUAUUUGGGUGACUAUUGAGAUCUAGUGUGAGCCUUGCAGCUCCAGCUCUAAAGAAGCAGGUAUUUGUUGGCUGAUGGGCUUCAUCUAGGAUAAGUGGAAAACUGAAAACUAUUCCUUCAAAAAGGUGAGGAAUUGAAUUGUAGCACAGGUGUAUAAAUAAAACGUCAUCUUACACACACACACACACACACACACACACACACACUCUGCAGUGUGGUCCUUCAGGACUGGGGUCUGACACCCCAGCCUUAUAACCUCAGAACCUGGAGAGCCAAGGUCUUACCUGCAGCCUUUCAAUCAAGUCUCUCUGGUUGUGCAGCACAAUAUGGAGAAAGUGCCAUAUUGUGAUCAUAUUGCGGUUGCAAUAUCGCCCUCCAAUAUAUUAAAAACACAUGGGUGAACCUUUGCUGAGGUGUAGGUAAUAAUUAGCCUGCAUUAUUAUUACAUUUACAUUUGUUGAAUCACUUUAAUGCCAUGAGUCAUAAAAACAGUCACAGAAGCUCAUAUAAGGGCCUGUGAUUGGUCAGGAUGUUCACACCAUCCUUUCUGGUUACAUACAGAACUCAUUAUUAUUGCAGUCUUAUCAGUUUCGCAAUGGUCAGUAUUAUUAGAACGAUUAGCAGACGGUAGAUGAUGUACUGUGCUGCUCUCUGGUCUGUUUGUUCUUUAGAGCAACUCUGUUUUUCUCCUGCAGUCGCUGACUGAGAUGUAAUAAGCAAAUCUCAGUGUGAGGGAGGAGGAGAGCAUGAGGGAGGAGGAGAGCGUGAGAAGCUGCCCAGGAAGGAGCUCAGGCUCUGGCUGCUGUGGCCGAAAGAUAGAAGUUAAUUUUUACACUACAGUGGAGGGAAGGAAACGGCUAGUACUACUAUUACUAUUACUACUACUACUAGUACUAGUAAUGAUAAUAAUAAUAACAAUAAUACAAUAUUUAACACUAUGGGCUUUUUUUAGUUUUUUCUUGUCGAGCAAAAGCAGAUUUAUAUUUCUGGAGGCAAACAUCAGUUAAAUAAUAAUGGUAUUAAUAAUGUGAAGUUAAUUUUGUAUCUGCUAUUCAUACUAUUAUUAAUAGCUUAUUAUUAUUAUUAUUAUUAUUAUUCACCCUGGAAGUAGAUGUCUUGUUUUUUUACUCAACCACAGAGGAAAGAAAAAAAGACUACUACUACUAAUAAGUACAAAGCAAUUUUGAAAGUUAUUAUUAUUGUUGCUAUUAUAAGUAGUAUUUUUAUUAUUGUUGUUGUUGUUGUUUAUUUUAUUUGUUGUUCUCCCUGUAGGGAAAAGACGACUGCUACUACUACUACACCUACUAAUAAUAAUAAUAAUAAUUAUAUUUAUUAUUAUUGAAAGGCCUUUGUUCUUUCCUCUGAUGAUAGCUGUUUUUUGGUCAGUAACAAAGGGGCAGCUAUAAGGCUAAUGCGGCUGGACGAGCCGAUGAGCAGUUGUGAGGUAGACACAACGCUGUCAUUGUAACCGCAGUAGAACAGAGCUGGAUCCGAUUCUCUUUCACAUGAUCAUGAAUAACAGUGAAGGGGGACACAUUGGGGGGGUCCAUCGUGUGCUGGGAGUUGUAGUUCUCACGCUCUGAUCCUUUCAUGCUGUAACUCUCCAGUCAGUCACAGAGAAAGAAAGGCAACUGAGAGGAAAGAGGAGGCAGAGAGGGAGGCGAGCAGAAAGACUGGAAAUAGAUGCUGCUGCACAUCAUAGAUCUGCUGAUAAAAAUAGUAUCGACUGCAUUGACCAUUUCCUCAGCGCUGAACCUCAAAGACCUGCAUACGCGAGAGGCAGAGCGGGUGGAAGAGAAGGAGAGAGAUAAGGAGAAGGUGGCGAGAGGGAGAGAGAGAUAAGGAGAAAGGGAAGGGAGAGAAAGUAAGAGUUCAGUGGUUUAUCGUUUCCAUCAAUGCUGCUUUAAUGAGCUGGAGUUUGCUGCGUACACUGUACUGUCCAUGCGGUUCUCACUGGACUCACUUUCCAUGUUUAUUGUAUUCUAGCACUUCUGAAUGUGAAGUGGUACGACUUUUCGUUUCUGCCCAUUUUGUUCCCAUUUCGGUCCGGAUUUCUGAGAGAUUUGGAAAAGGGAGCUGUUCUGGAGUGCCUUUAGUUCUGUCUGUGUUCUGGUUUAUCUGGCCAGGCUGAGUGAGUGGGCUGUCAGUUUUGCUGCCUUGAGGUUCCAUUUCUGUAUUUAUGGAAUUUUAAGGUUUUUAUCAGCAGCUCCGGAACAAAUUAGUCUUCGCUUAUUUGUUUUGUUUUUUAGUUUACUUGAUGCAUCAGGUACGUUGCGGUUUCUGUGCCACCUCAGUGCUGGAUUUUUUCUUUAUUCUUUAUUUAUGAUGAUACAUGUUUACAGGCACUGUUGACUGACAGUAGUAUGAAAUGGAUGUACAUGGACUGUGAGUGAACUGAAGGGGUUUUUAAUGGUAGCUGUUUGAGCGGGCCAUGCUGUGGUCAGGACUGUACGUUUGCUUUUCUCUGACCGUUAUUUUUCGUUAAAUCCUGCUGUAAAACCUGUACAUUUCCUUACAUUUUGCCAACUUCACUACACGUCACUGAGCUGUAAUGUACACCCUGUAAAGAGAAAACCGGCCAAUCAGGUGAAAUCCUGCUGUACUGAUCAGAAUUUCUCACAAGCUCUCUGUAUAUAUGUGAAGUUUGUCCAAGGUCAAAUUGAUGUAUGAUAUAGAUAAAUAAUACUUGUCAUUUGAUUAAUGUAUUAAUUAUGUAAAUGUUAAUUUAUUGGACAGUUGAGAAUAUUAAAACUUGAAUUUAACAUCUA
Pygocentrus nattereri (red-bellied piranha) is the source of this 5479-nucleotide messenger RNA. RefSeq names its product SH3-binding domain protein 5-like, b (gene sh3bp5lb). The transcript has 6 exons. NCBI's taxonomy places the organism in Eukaryota, Metazoa, Chordata, Actinopteri, Characiformes, Serrasalmidae. Gene Ontology annotation, cellular component: cytoplasm. The record is from RefSeq and is a predicted model, not a curated record. The coding region runs from base 1 to 1398 and encodes 465 amino acids. Gene Ontology annotation, biological process: intracellular signal transduction; negative regulation of protein tyrosine kinase activity. Gene Ontology annotation, molecular function: protein kinase inhibitor activity.